Molecule: messenger RNA, 2765 nt
Organism: Heterocephalus glaber (naked mole-rat)
Lineage: Eukaryota; Metazoa; Chordata; Mammalia; Rodentia; Bathyergidae
Gene: Fech
Product: ferrochelatase
Biological process (GO): heme biosynthetic process
Cellular component (GO): mitochondrion
Molecular function (GO): protoporphyrin ferrochelatase activity
Source: RefSeq, a predicted model, not a curated record
CUGCCUCAGGUGAUAACGCCCGGUGCCACUGGUGGGCAGCGCUUCCCAGGUUCCGCGCUAGCUGGGCCGGUACCCGAGGGCACAGUGGUUCUCGGCCAAGGCUGCUCCGGAAAUGUUUUCAGCGGGCACAAACAUGGCUGCGGCCUUGCGAGCUGCAGGCGGCCUGCUCCGCGGUCGGUGUGUCUUUGGUAGGUAGGAAAAUAAUAAGGACCCAAGGUACAAUGAAGAUAAGCUCACUCAGGACGCUGGAAGAAAAAAAGUGGUGCAUGGCAGCUUGAGGACCCAUCAGCCAUGGAGAUGCCAGUUGGGUACAGCAGCAGCAGCAGCAACCACCACCACAGAGACAAGUCAACGUACUAAAAGUGCAAAACCUCAAGUUCAACCAGAAAAGAGGAAACCAAAAACUGGAAUACUAAUGCUAAACAUGGGAGGCCCCGAAACUCUUGGAGAUGUUCACGACUUCCUUCUCAGGCUCUUCUUGGACCGAGAUCUCAUGACACUUCCUGUUCAAAAUAAGCUGGCACCAUUCAUUGCCAAACGCCGAACCCCCAAGAUUCAAGAGCAGUAUCGCAGGAUUGGAGGUGGAUCUCCAAUCAAGAUGUGGACUUCUAAGCAAGGAGAAGGCAUGGUGAAGCUGCUGGAUGAGUUGUCCCCUGAUACAGCUCCUCACAAAUACUAUAUUGGAUUCCGAUAUGUCCAUCCUUUAACAGAAGAAGCAAUUGAGGAGAUGGAGAGAGAUGGACUGCAGAGGGCUAUCGCUUUCACACAAUAUCCCCAGUACAGCUGCUCUACCACAGGCAGCAGCUUAAAUGCCAUUUAUAGAUACUAUAAUGAGACGGGAACGAAGCCUGCGAUGAAGUGGAGCACUAUUGACAGGUGGCCCACACAUCCCCUCCUCGUCCAGUGCUUUGCAGACCACAUUCUCAAAGAACUGGACCAUUUUCCACUUGAGACGAGAAACGAGGUGGUCAUUCUGUUUUCUGCUCACUCACUGCCUAUGUCUGUGGUCAACAGAGGGGACCCCUAUCCUCAGGAGGUAGGUGCCACUGUCCACAAAGUCAUGGAAAGACUUGGUUAUUCCAACCCCUACAGACUGGUUUGGCAGUCCAAGGUUGGUCCAGUACCCUGGUUGGGUCCUCCAACAGAUGAGGCUAUCAGAGGGCUUUGUGAGAGGGGAAGGAAGAACAUCCUUUUGGUUCCAAUUGCCUUUACCAGUGAUCACAUUGAAACACUGUACGAACUGGAUAUUGAGUACUCUCAGGUUUUAGCCAAGGAGUGUGGAGCUGAAAACAUCAGAAGAGCGGAGUCUCUUAAUGGAAAUCCAUUGUUCUCUAAGGCCCUGGCUGACUUGGUGCACUCACACAUCCAGUCAAACAAGCUGUGCUCCAAGCAGUUGACUCUGAGCUGUCCGCUCUGCGUAAAUCCUGUCUGCAGGGAGACUAAAUCCUUCUUCACCAACCAGCAGCUGUGACCCAGGGACCCCGUGGGAUUAGGCAAAUGCUCAGCAUCUCGACCCCUCAGACAGGAGGAGAACACUAUUUGUGACCGAAGAAGGAAGCCACAUUAGUGUCUGUACAGCCUUUGGGCACAACUGUGAUUUCUUGACAAAUGGACUCUGAAACCUUGCUGAGAGACUUCAAUUUUCAUAUUACUUAUACAGUAAGCAUUUGUAAUCCCUCUCUCUGGGUAGAUUUACUAGUUUUGAAUUUCCACAAGGACAUUCGAAAAAUGACUUUUGGAAAUUUAUCUCAUGAGAUAUACACCUCUUUUAAAUACAAAUUUUGCUUUUGGUGCCUAAAACAACUCCCUGAAAGGGUACAGAGAGUCCCCUCUGUCCUCUCUGUGGGGUCAGUGUGACUGAGAUCUGUUUACAGCCUCGUGCAUAUAGUUGUAAUUUUAAAAAUAAAUACAGUUGAGUUUAUGGAAUACAACUUGAAAAGGAAAUGUGACCUCUCUUUUCCAUAAGCCUAUGCAUGGGAACAGGAGUCUGCUGGGGAGGUUUGGUGCCUACCAUGGCUUCUGUUCCAGGGAAGCCACUGUUCAUUGGUCAUUUUGGUGUCUGUGUGAGAAUCUCACUUUCCUCACCCCCAAACUGGAUCAAGUACAGAGUUCAGAAGUGCCCUGUGAUUCCUCAGGAACACGAAGCUGAUAAACAUGUAGAGAUCCACUGUUGGUCGCAGGAGCUUGGUAGGAGUCCGUGGUGCCUCAGGAAAGGGAGCUUCCACUGCUUCCUUUCUCCAAAGACUGCACUGCCAGAAAAGCUACCAAAGGGCUGAGCUUUAAACCUGCCCCCACCCCAGCGUCCUAGGGAGUCUUCCCAGGCAGCCUUUCCUGAUCUUAGUUGAAUGUCUCCUUUUUGCACAUUGUAGAAUUGUUUUAUAAAACCAACUAUAUUGGGCCAGGAUUUAGCUCAGCAGCACAGUGCCUACCUGGCAAGCAUGAGGUCCUGAGUUUAAUCCCCAGUACCAAAAAACCCCUCCCAAAACCCCAACUAUAUGUUGUAACCUUAAAUUCUUUCUCAAUUUACACUUUUAUUGUAAAAUUAUAUAUCCAUAUCAUAGGAUAUUUGAAAAAUACAGAAAAAAAGCUAAUGCAACAACUAUUAUCAUUUUAUUGUGUUUCAUGCCAGUCUUUUCCUGUGGAUAUCUUUUUAUGCCAUUGUCACCUUGAAUUUGGAGUGAAAAGUUAUUCUAAACAUGUAGAAAUAAUGCCAGAUCAGAUCUGAUCUUCUGUAUUUGGAAUUAAAAACAUCUCUGAUGGAUCCA